Messenger RNA from Gaeumannomyces tritici R3-111a-1, 378 nucleotides. RefSeq lists its product as hypothetical. NCBI's taxonomy places the organism in Eukaryota, Fungi, Ascomycota, Sordariomycetes, Magnaporthales, Magnaporthaceae. The record is from RefSeq and is a predicted model, not a curated record. The coding region runs from base 1 to 378 and encodes 125 amino acids. The transcript has a single exon.
AUGAAUCUGUUGCAAAUGUGGACUCGACUCCUCCGCCUCUCCACGCCCCAUGGGGAUGGGGGCCGACCGACGCGGGCAACCUGUGGUGCUGUCACGAGCGGCAACCCCGUCAGACGCGGCACUCCCGGUCUCCUCCGGCCCUGGGAAGCGCGCGCCACAGCCGCCACUGGCAUGACGACACAGAUACGAGCCGUCGAAUCCCGGUUGCGGUUCCGACGGGAUGCUCGACGCUUCCGCCCUGCCGCCAGCUGCAACCAACCUGAAAGGAGCAGUUGCAGGUGGCUGCCGACAGCUGGCUGGCACAACCUUCUGCGCAACCACCUCCUGCGCAACGUCGUGUGCGGGUGGGCCGCUGGGCCUGGCCAGACGCGAGCAUAA